Messenger RNA from Trichobilharzia regenti, 795 nucleotides. The record is from the annotation of a GenBank genome assembly. Lineage: Eukaryota; Metazoa; Platyhelminthes; Trematoda; Strigeidida; Schistosomatidae.
AUGUUGUAUUUAAUCAAUAAACAAGGUUGUUGUAAUGUCGGAGACACUGAAAUGACAGCAUCAGGAACAACAACAAUGAUGCCGACAAGUCUCAGUACUUCUACUCAGAAUAGUUUUAAUUAUAUGCCAAACGGUAAUACUAGUAACAAUGUAGGUCAAUGUAAUACAGAGGCAGCAGCGUUAGCGGCAGCUACAUGUCUACAACAAUUACAAAUCCAAUUUAUGCAAUAUAGUACAAAUCCAUUAGCUAUGGCAGCAGCAUUAUCUGCACUGAGUAGUGGUGGCGGUGCUUGUGGUGGUGGAUUCCCAACAAAUACUCCUCACCUCCCGCAACCAAAUAUGAAUUGUCCACCAGUUCGGUUUAAUUCUACCAAUUCUGAUGUGAAUACAAACACUCCGUGUAGUACUAGUAAUAGUGUGGCGGGGAUGCUGCCUACAAACUUUGAUUGGUCAACAUCGACAACUCCUUUCUUUCCGACUGCCCUGAAUUCAAUCGAUUCAAAUUUACCAAUGAUAUUUCCAAAUGAAUCGAAUUUCCUGCUGCCUAAUAAUAAUAAUAAUAAUUCAACGCCUGGACAAUUAUUACAUCCUAUGGAUGGAUAUAGUAUGAUGAUGAUGACGAUGAAUGCUUUGAAGCCCAAUGUUAUCACAUCAUUGGCAGGAACUGCUGCCCUACCCGGAAGAUGUGACUAUUACCAGCCUGUGGACAAUUGUUGUGUAAAUACUAUUGGGGAUACAGUUGGAUUAGUCUCGGAAUCUUCGGAUCUUCCAAUUGAUUUAUCUGCAAAACGGUGA